GCGGGGGUUCAGUGCAGCCAGCCGACUGGCCGAGGGAAGACGUCUGAGUGUCAGUGAGGAGACCUGCUCGAUUCGGCGACAUGUCCUACUACCCUGAUCUGUCCGCGUACUACGCGGCGGCGGCGGCUAACCCGUUCACGGCCGCGGCGGCAGUGCGGCUGGCGGCCGCCUCACCGCCCAUGAAGCGCGCCCGGGUGAUGGUGCCGCCUCAGGGAGCUGCGAUUCCCACCCAGAGAACAGUCAUUGCCAAGUCGCCCUCCACACCGCCGGCCAGGAAGCCGCAGGGCAAUGUAUGCCUGGACGAGCUGAAAACUUACUGCACCGGUCCCGACAUUCUGAUCUGCGGAAACUGCCGAGAAAUGUUCCGCUCGCUCUCCGACCUGCUUCACCAUAAGCGGGACUACUGCAAGCUCCGGUUCGCCUGCAAGUGCAGCCACGAGACCCAUCAGACGCCCACCGGUCUCUGUUCCGUUGCAGCGGCGCCGGACGAGGCCAGCUCGGCUCUGCUCUGUGGACUCUGCACCGAACCGUUCCUGACCGCUUGGCUGCUGCUGGAACACUUCCAGACCACGCACUCGGUGGAGAUCUACAAACUCGGAAACGAUGAGGACUCAAACACAGGUGAACAUCAGUGCCGGACCAACGGCAAUACCACGGAUGAUUCAGAGCAGGACAGCCGAGACACAGAUGCCGGAAACGGUAACCAUCAGAAGGACGGCGAAACGGAUGGUGAGACCAACAGCACGGCAGGCAGCUGAUGAACCAUCGACACCACAAGGCGGUGCAGGCCGGCAGCGGUGUGCGAGUGGCGGGAUGACAUCAAUGACGGGGGGAAUCUAUGAUAUAUCUUAAUUUUGAGUCGACAAGCAAGUGACUUUCUCUGGCUGAAUAGAACAGAAAUAGCACUUUUUCACAUUUUGCGAGCGAAAAUUGCAGCUGAAAGAUAUGUGCAGAACGAUUCAGUGUUGUGAGAUGUGCGAUUGACUGAGCGUUCAAGCAGAGUGAUGGAAUUUCCGUAAAAAAUUGUGACGGGUGCUGAUCGUAUGUGAAGCGUGCUCUUUUUUGUGCAAUGGACGUGUGGCGGGGUCGUUGGGUAGGUACCUCUGAAGAGUCUGAAAUGGCAUUUUUCUUUGAAAAUUGAUCACGCAUGUUUAUUUUUGUCGAUCUUUGAGGAAUUCGGUAUGGGAGCCAUGAAACCUAAGUUUCGUUACUUUAUUAACUGUUUGUGCUUCAUCCCAUGCCAAUUAUUUGGAAGAUACUUCAUAGCGGCAUUAUUUGCUAGUUCUUCGAUUCUUACCAGACUUUCAGGGCAGCUGUAUAGUGUACGAAUAGUUUUUUUUCAAAUAUGCGCAAAAUACUGUUAAUAGAGUAUAUCUCUUGGCAUGUCCCUUUAUAAAUGAAUACAUUUAACAAAGAACGAGUUAACCCUCGCCCUUAAACGGCGAUCUGCCACCUUCGCCCAUGCAGGGGGGGGGGGGGGUUGGUGCGACCCCCCCCUUGGCGUUUGAAAACGGAGCGUCGUAGAGCUUAGCGGAAAAAACCAACGGAUUGCUCUCAACGAGAUCUCGCGAUUGGUGGUAUAUUUUUUGGUCCUAGGUCAACAUUUGACCUACUUUUGACCGGUCAAAGGUCAAAUUUUCGGAAAAAUAGACUUUUUUCAACUUUUCGCGGCGAUUGCGGCAAAACGGUUGGAGAUAUCGACUUGAAACCUUCACUAUCGUGUUCCUUGAUCAAUUUUCUAUCGUUUGGUAUGUAUUUCGUUUCCCUAGCUCUAAAAAUGGCGCGUUGGGAGCGCCGGAAGUCGGCAAGGUCACAGUCGGCGGCAGAAAUUCGAAAAAUCAAAAUUUAAAUUUUUGAAAUCUGAUUGUAUUUUUGGAUUUGGAAGGUCCAUUUGCUCCCUAUAGAAGCUAAUAUUGCUGCAUAUUCCCAUUGAGGUGACAAGAAUUAGCAAAAUAGUGGUUCGGGCGCUUUUCAAAAAUAGUACCGGACGCUGUUCCUCUUGUGACGUCAUAGCUCCGUGACCUGACCUGACCCGGUCAAGUUUCUUAUACCAUAUGAUAGCCAAUACUUGCCCCAACAUGCAUGGGAAGUUUCAUCACGAUCCAUCAACCGAUGUCCGUACCACCGGCAGGAAACCUCGGGCGUUGGCACUCAGUUUGUGAAAAUCCGGCCGGAGGCUGUUCCCUUUGUGACGUCAUAACUCCGUGACCUGACAUGACCCGGUCAAUUUUUUUUAUCAAAAGAUGCGCAAGGUUUGCCCCAUAAGGUACCCAAAAUUUGGCGGCGCUGCGCGCCGCCGUUUUUGCACUAUUUUUGAAAAACCUCAGGGGGGGGCUUGCACCAACCCCCCCCCCUACAUGGGCGAGGGUUAAAUUGUUUAUCAAAACGUGUGUUUUUCUUAUUUCCCUGUUUACUGAAAUAAGUACCCCAGGCCAAAGUCUACACAUAUUUCUGCAAUAAGCCUUAUCUCUCGUUGCUUUUAGAGGUGAUAUUCAGGAUGACGGUUUCAAAGCUGAGGUCUCGGCCGACCUUCUAAGAGUCUCGUGGAGCCGCGUAUCCGGCCGCUGGACCCACCAGCCCAUAAAGCCGGCCCCGAGACUCCUGGCGGCCGCAAUGCGGACUGUUUAUGCUGCUGGUAUUAUUUCUGGAGGAUCCCACUGGGGCAUAAAUGUAGCAUCACCUACCUGGCAAACGGCUAAGUGAGUCAGAGCUGCUCCGUCGCUGCUCUCGGCUGAACGAGCUGUGUAAACACAUGACGAAACCGGUGUUACAUGGUGAACCUUACGGUUAGUUAGUGCGCAUGUGAAAAGUACAUGUACUCGUAUGAGUGCUAUCAGAUUGUGUGGGCGUAUUUAAUUAUUCGGGGUUUGUGUUGAUCGCGCGCUAUUGAGGCAAUUAAUUGUUUUCUGAAAAGUGUGUUGCCUUCAAAUAAAAUAAACUUAUUUCACCCUA
Molecule: messenger RNA, 2952 nt
Organism: Amphibalanus amphitrite
Lineage: Eukaryota; Metazoa; Arthropoda; Thecostraca; Balanomorpha; Balanidae
Exons: 6
Coding region: 81-758 (225 amino acids)
Biological process (GO): regulation of transcription by RNA polymerase II
Cellular component (GO): nucleus
Molecular function (GO): DNA-binding transcription factor activity; RNA polymerase II cis-regulatory region sequence-specific DNA binding
Source: RefSeq, a predicted model, not a curated record